UUCUAAUCACGAUGGCAGUAGCUAUGGUCGCGGCACAAGACUACCACCAUCACCACGGACACCACGAGGAACACCACGGCCACGCCUCCUCCUCACAGAGCAUCAAGCAGCACCACGGCAAAGCCACAGAGAAACACGUCGAGUACUAUUCUCACCCUAAGUACGAGUUCGCGUACAAAGUGGUGGACCCUCACACCGGCGACAAGAAAUCUCAGCACGAGUCUCGUGACGGUCACGUCGUGAAGGGCGUCUACAGUCUGCAUCAACCCGACGGCACUGUCAGGAUCGUCGAGUACCACGCUGACAAGAAGACUGGAUUCAACGCCAACGUGAAGUACGAGGGUCACGCCGUGCACAUCGUUCCUGAACACCAUCACCACCACUGAUUCAAAUCUAGUCU
Molecule: messenger RNA, 400 nt
Organism: Helicoverpa armigera (cotton bollworm)
Lineage: Eukaryota; Metazoa; Arthropoda; Insecta; Lepidoptera; Noctuidae
Product: cuticle protein 19-like
Exons: 3
Coding region: 12-386 (124 amino acids)
Cellular component (GO): extracellular matrix
Source: RefSeq, a predicted model, not a curated record